This is a messenger RNA of Phytomonas sp. EM1, 9498 nucleotides long. The record is from the annotation of a GenBank genome assembly. NCBI's taxonomy places the organism in Eukaryota, Euglenozoa, Kinetoplastea, Trypanosomatida, Trypanosomatidae.
CGCUUACAAAAGGAAAUAUUGACAAAGUAUUCACGUGUGUAUAUGAGUGCAAGCUAUUGCAGCUGGAUGAUUGCAGAAGUUACCUUAAAAAAACUGGUUCCUUUGUUUUGGGUUGACUUUAUUUCUUCUUGAGUGUGCGCUUGCUUGAAGGAAAUCGAAAAUUUUAUCACAAAAUAAAGGUCACAAGAGUAGAUAUAAAUAGCAAGGAUUUUUUUAGAGAGAGAAUCGUUAGCCUCAGAUAUUCUUCGGGCAAAGAACACCGCCCCGGCGCUAAGUAUUCUCUUUAUUCUUCUUCGAAGAAUAACAAUAUAUAUAUAUAUAUAUAUAUAUUAGCAUUACUAAUACGUAUUUUUCAUUUGAAAAUUAUUUCUUGUUUUACCUACUUUAGUCAUUUGAGUAGGCCUCACAGGUGUUUGGCUUUACUUUUUUUUUCCAAUUCAGAUUGUGUCUAAGUGUUGAAAAUAUACUUGGGAACUCAUCAGUGGUAGCAGAAAGGCGGUGGCGAGUGACGGGUGCAACGAUUUCCCACGACUCUUUUGCCCCUCACAAGAAGCAUUACUCGCCUUUCCUAGUGCAUCACAUUCUUAACCUCCUUAAAAUAGAAAAGUGAUGAUGAUCAGUUUUAAAAAAAUUGCCGAGUUUCUUAAAAAGGUGGGUAGUCGGGACACUUCCGCACCUUCAGGAAAGGAUGCAAAAAAUGCUAAGAACACCAGCAAUGCCACGACAGAGGUACCCUCCGCGUUCGCAGACAAAUCUAUCCCAGUUAGCAAUGUCCUUAGAGGUCUCCCACCGAACGCAUCAAAACAAGCGGUCCUGCUACAUAUUCAAGCGAUGGUCGAGAAGCGUUUCCGAGUCGCUAAAAAAUCUAGGCUUUUCUUCACUCAGGACAAAUUCAGUCGUCGGACCUCAGUGAUGUUCUUGGAAGCGGAGACACUGCAACGGCGAGUGUCCUCAUCAAUUAUCUCGCUCACUGGUGAUGCGUUGAUUAAAGGCUCAAGUCCUGUUGCACAAGACUCUGAAUUUGGAAACGCAACGGCAGCGUCGCCCUGCGCGAGCAGUCAUCACCAACAUCAAGAAAACGUCGGGCCGACGCUGACGGAUACAUCGGCGCGCCAUUCUCCUCAUGCGAAUUCGGUGAAGGGCGGUAGUGGCUCACUCCAUGGGGAGCUCACUACGCCCGCAUCGACGACCGUAGGUGCGGCGGAAGGGAUUUUGCCCUUGCCUGGCCAAGUGGAGGAUAUUAAUGCGUUGACGACGUCUUUGGAUCAGGAGCGGGCGGAGCUCAUCGAGGCACUCGAUGUGUGUUUGCAGGAGGUGCCCGAGAUGGAUGAAAUGGAACUGCAUGAACACAUACGGCAGUGCAUAGCCAAACGCGACGCAGGCUUCAGGAGUGGAAACAGGAGCCCCUGCCCAGAGAUCCCGGACACACCCUUUCAUAGUUCAGAUCUUCAGUCACCUGACGUCGCCCAUUCGAUGAAAGAUGAGCAAACAACCACUACCGAAGAUGCCCACCCCUGUAAUGAGAUUCAGGGCAGCGACGGCCCUGCUAAUGAUGAAAAUGUGGGGGUGGUGGAUCCGAUCGGAACGCAGCAAUCCUCAUCACACGAGUCUCACUUCAAAUCCGACUCAGAGAUCGUGACGAUCUACGAGUGGCGCCAGCUCCUGUUGUCGCUCGUAGAGCUUCUCAUUUAUACUGAAAGCGACAUUCUCUACCAACAGGCUUUCUAUACGCAACGAAAAGGAGAGGAACAGGAGAACAUCAUCCUCGUUCAGCAGCUGCAGCAAAUACGGGCAAACCUAUUGCCUGCCGCGGCGGAGUCCGAUACACCUUUACCAUGUAUCUCGCCCGAAAAGCGCGGGGGUAGUCAACAGCAGGUGCGGCAUGCAUCUGAAACACCCACGGCGGCAGUAGACGAGCGUGCUGAUGCGCCUUCAUCGACCGCGCGGACUCCCCCGACGGGGCCUGCGCAGCACCAACCCCCCCCACCACCACACGGCUCUCCCGUCGCUGCGCGGGCAACCCCUUUGUCAUCUGCUGAUACCACCGCGAAGGUGAAAGCCGCCGAACAGGAGAUGACGAAAAGCAUCAAUAAAGUUCUCAGCUCCGCCUGCUCGCUGGCGACGUGGAUCGUCCUCCGUUCGAUGCUUCAACAACACAUUCUCCGCUUAGAGACGUCCGCGAUGGAGGCGUUGCCGUCGCAGGAGGCUGGCGUGUUGAAACCAUCCGACAGGGUAAGCGAGGAAAAAGACAAGGAAAGUGGGAAGUUCGAUAGCAAAAGCACGGAGUCCUCGGGCGUCAUGGCUGCCGCGGCGGUCCCCUCUCAGCGAAAGGUCCUAACGGUGGACUGGCCGGAGGUGGUGAGCAAUCUGCGGGAGCUCCUGUAUCCGUUUGGACCCUCCAUGGCCGAGUGCGUCCUCUGCGCGAGCUUUUUGCGGGAUGACGGGUUGGAGUUGAUGAUGUGCAUGCUGCAGGAGCCCUACGCGCGGGCUUUGAUCGAGCCGAUCCUCACCAGCGACGAGCGGCGACGGCAGCAGGGCGUGUUUCUCAACCGUGGCCAUCCAUCGGGCGCGAAUCCGCCCGAGGGCGGGGUCGUCCACGCGCCAAAUCCCCACCUCCCUGCAGGAAACGCGAGUGGAGGAGGGGGAAGUGGAAGUGGAAGCGGCGGAGGGGGUGCCAAAUCCGCCGCAGGGCCUUCGGCGAUCUUCCCUCCGCCCGGGCGCGGCGGCCUCGGGCUCCCUCCACCCCUCCUCGUCACCACCCCGGCCCCCAUCCCAGACGGCCCCACCCUCGACGAUCUCCUCGCCGAGGUGGAGCUCGCGUACAAGGAAGGGGUCCUGAAGAGCUGGGCGGAGUACCUCAAGCACAGCCUUUACGUGCGGGAUGACGACGACGGGCGAUCCGCCGUAGGGGCCUCCGUUGCGGCCCCCAUCCCCCUCACGACGGCCACCCAAGUCGCGUUGGAUUCGACCGAGGACAAAACCGCCAAAAGCAGUUGGGAGAUGCCUUCCGGCACGCAGGCUCAGGAUGGGUCGAUUACCACUAUCGACUGUGGGAGCACCUCUGAAGAAUGCGAUUUAAAGGGCUUACUACUAAAUGUGAACGAUGCGGUGAUUUGCCAGCUCGCCACGGCCUUCUUUUUCUGCUCCGAUGAGUGGAAAAGUGAGUGCCGGAAGGCACGCUUUGCUUUUCUGCAUUUUUGCAUGCAUAAGUCUGCACAGAAAAGGAAAGCCGCGUUCGGGCAGGGGCAUGUCGUUGCUAGUCUACACGUGAACCCUGAGAAACCACACCCACUACCUAUAGAAGACGAGCUUCCAUUGGCCUCGAAGAGUGCGGAGGGCUUCACAACAAACCACCAACUCUCUACCUUUGCUCCAGAAGAUGAUGUAUCAUUGCAAAAUUCUUCGAAAAACGCUGCCGAAUAUAGCAGUCUCACGGAAACCAGGAACCUGCUUGAGGCGUCUGGAUCCCCAGAGCUGGUGAAUAUCAUCUGUGAAAGCAGCCCUGCUUUGCCUUCCACCUUAUCGUUUGCUUUAUGUAAUCCCUGUGCAACAGCGACCGUAGAACCUGGAACUGAAGGCUCCGCUUUUCUCAAGAAUGUUAACACCACCAAAGCCCACCACAGUCCCGUAAGUUUUAGUUCUCGAAGCAUUCCCGGGUACCAGCCCGAACAGCCCACCUUGUACUCCGUUGGUAAGGAAAUGCUAGCGCGGAUAACGAAGAUGUCGUGGGCGGCCGCACUACACAAACGUGUUGAGCAUUGUAUUACCGAUCAAACACCCGCCCUCGAGGUUGCAAACGCGUACGCGCGGGAAGAGCGCCAGGUUUCCGGGAUGCUCAGUAACUUUCGUGCGCGUCAGCGAGCGCUGAACUCCAUCCUUAAAUCCCACCUGUCAGCCGGUCGCUCGCACGAAGCCCUCGCCAUCGCGAACCGGCAUUUUAAAAACGAGCGCAAGGAGUGGAGUAGUCGGGCGCAGACUAUCUUCUCCGCGAUGCAGUACCUUCAGUCAAUGGUGCAGCUCGUGCAGGCCCAGGCGGCAUGUCAUGCGUAUGGGGCCGUGAUCGAAACCGGGCAAUUCGUGCUCCUUCAAUGCAGCCUGUGUGAGCAAAUGCUCCAGGUGAUCUCCCCAAAGCCAAGAGGGGCCUUUAUCCUACGCUUCGGCAACCCGCGUGUGAAGCUGCUCAAUACGAAGGUGUACCUAACGAGGGAGCUGUGGUAUUCGUACGCGAUGUUCAAUAAUCACGCGCGGGCGGAGAAGCUUUUUGAUGAGUGCAUCAAAAACAUCCUCCAGCUACGAAAGAAACUACGCGAAGACGAGCUCUUCGACGCCCUGAUGAAACGUGGCAAGCAACUCAUGAACAUGAAGGAGUUCCACAGCGCGGUGGAGCUGUUCAAGCAGGCCGUCAACAUCUCCGCGGCGGCGUUGAAAACGGCCCCUAUUCCCCACACCGGCGGCGGGAUGGCAAACCCAACGAACCCGAAUCCCCCUGUCGGUGGGGGAGCGGGGGUGGCUGGGGUAGGACCCCCGCCAAACAACCCCCCUAUCCCCCCUCUUCCCCCUCCCACCAGUGGGAAUGCCGCGUGCGAUGGGACGUCGGGGAAUCCCUCGGGAGGAGGAGGAGGAGGAGGAGGGGGGGGGGCCGCGCUUCCGGUCCCGGCGAACGCGCGGGUCGCGUCCACGGCGUUUAGCGUGAACCUCCACCUCCAUCGCGCCGGGUCCUCGGACCCGAGCAGCGCGGACGAGCACCCGCCGAUCAUCCUGAGUCGCCACGACGAGGCCGGCCUUGAGCUGGCCUGGCGGGCCGCCGAGAGCCAACGCAUGCUGGCCCUCGCCUUUGUGACCCAGGCCGAGCACGAGGUCAACGUCCAGGCCCGUCGGGUGCAGCUCAGCAACGCGGUCAACAACGCCUACGCGUCGCAGGCCUCCCUGCAGCGGUGGCAAGCGAACGGGGGGACGCCGAAGCGGAUGCUCACCGCCGUCCCUUCCAGUCUGAUCGUGAUCGCCAAGGCGUUGUUGCUGCUCGGGCAACCCAAGAAGGCCGCGUUGUUGCUUGAGCCGUUGAUUGAAACGAAGCCGAACGCGGUGUCGGCGUGGCCGCCGAUGUGGGCGGAGAUUCUGGAUCCCACCACGGAACCGCUUACCGCCGAGGAUAUCGCGCUACGGAUUUACGUGAACUCCGUUCGAAUCGCCGUGUUUCAGCUCUACGGGCAAUGCUUGAGUAAGUUUGACGGGGAGCGCGCGUUACGGGUGGUGGAGCGCACCCGGGCGUUACUGCAUGAGAGCUUCUAUUGGAUGCAUGUGGUUCGGAAAAAGAUUUGCGCGAAACCGCCUCCUAAAAUGGGGGGUAACCUAUCUUUUAAUUCAUCCUCAAAGCAGAGGCUCGCCACCGACAAGGGGCCCUUGGGAGAUAGUAAACACAGCGACCCUGUCGUUGGCACGACGUCGCCCGAGAUCGUACGUGAGGUGGAUUACCUCGACGGGAUCGAAAAUCGAUUCACCGAUAUCGGUAGCCAGGCCCCUUCGAAUCCAGAGGAAGGAUUCACCACGGUGGACGUGCCAAACCUCACCAAUAUGGCGCAUCCUCCGCAAAGUGGUGCCUCGGUGCAGGAAAAUCUUCAAGCCAUGGAGAAUAUCCCCGGCGAUACCCAAUGCGAUAAAGUCAAGGAUCUGUUUGAACGUAUCAACGUGUACUUGGGCAGCAAGAGUGAGCGGGUGACGGCGCUCCGGGCGUUGCGUUCGGGCCGUCUGGACGUGCGAAAGGCGCACUGCGAAUUCGAGAUUACCGCGGGGGAUACCCUGAGUUUGCUAGGUCGUUGGGAGGAUGCCCUUGAGGCAUACUUCCGCACCUUGGUGAUCUGCAUGAACGAAGAUGAAGCCGCCGCGGAGGCGGCAAAACGUGGUAGAUCCGUAUCCGGCCGUGGCGGUGGUGGCCAUACUACCGGCGCCACUGCCUCGGUUGGAACGGAUACGACGAGGCCUUUUGUGGAGCACUCAUCCGCACUCGAUCUUGAGCUACUGGGAGAGCUCAGUCAAGAAUUCGAAGAGGAAGAAGAGGAGGAGGAGGUCAUCAAAGGGAUUGGUUCGAUGAAUCUUUCAACCAGUACCGGGGCUAAGGACCUACGCGCCGUGAUGGCGCGUGAGGAGCACAUGAAGUACAAGGUGUGCGAAAACAUGGCCCUUAGUCGAAUCGCCAACGUCUACAAGGCUCUUGAUAACCCCAAGAUCGCCAUCCACUACCUUAAACCCGUUCUGGAGUACGCGAAGGAAAGCAAUAAUGCGCUUCUGGAGUACCAAUCGAUGCUGUCUCUUUCCCGGUUAUACACCAUCACGGAGGCGCAUGAGCUCGCGCAGGAGAUGUGGGAACGGGUGAGCGCGUUUGCUAAGCAGUACGGGGAUAAGGAGGUGAGCCGAGAAACCAUGCGCAACAUCGUUACGGUGCAGGAAGCCGCGAAGUUGUUUCCCGAUGUCAUCCGCACCGCGGAGGAGCUCCGACAGCUGGCGUCAGCCGCCGAAGGAAGCGACGCCACCGCGGACCUGCGGUACGCCUUGGAAGCCCUCGCCAACGCCCAUCUCGAGCUCGAACACUACAAGGAAUGCAUUGAAGCCCUGGAUGAGCGGGAGAAGGUGCAGGAAAAGUCGGGUGAAUGGAGUGGGAAGUUGCUCGAACUUCGCGCACGCGCGCGGCUUGGGAACGGGGAUACCACGGAGGCCAUCAAAAUACUCUCCACAUGGGUGAACAAGGCGAAACAACUGCAGAAUUGGUCAGAACUCGGGAAGGCAAACAGGGCGCUGGGGGCGGCUUAUAUCAUUAAAGGUGAUGCCUACGCCGCUCAUCGCUACCACCUGGCCGCCCUCCAAAGCUUUUCCCUCCUCAAAGGGGAUAUCGCGCAUCAAGACAAGCUUUGUGUGAUUGAAUCCGCCCGCUGGCUUGUGCAUAACUACUAUCUCAACGAUGAUAAGAUGCAGGUCGAUGUGGAGCUUCCGCAGCCGGAGAACUCCGGGAACACCCCCCCUGGGGUUGAUGAACACGCUACGAAGAAGGUCAUCAACGCCUCCAUCUUUUCAGGCGGGGGUGAGGUCUAUGAAAACGGCCUGCACAACCACAGUGGCGAUCUCGACCAAAUUUUAGAAGAGGAUGAAAAGAUGCGUUCUGGUUCUGGACUGAUCGAGAAUGAUCCAAACUACCUAACCGACGAUAACAUCAACACGUUUCUGGAUAGCAUCCAAAACCACAGCUUCGUUGGGAUGAACAUGUAUCUCGAUAAGAGCAAAGAUACGAGUGCGCGGACCUCGGGAACGACCUUCCCUGCUGACAUCAACGUCCCCUUUAACAAACCCGAAAGCAACAGUGGGGAGUUAUCCCCGCGGGAGAGCACCACGCCUUCUUCGAUUGGAAAUAUGAGCGACGGGGAUGGGGUGCGUGCGAAUACGGACUCCCCGAUCAACUUCGAGCUCGCCCCGCAGCCGGAGGGAACCGACAAGGAGGCGAGAACGCCCGCCGUGGAUCGCGAGGGAAGAGCCAUCAGCCACCCCCACCACGUCGAUGGCGAGCCGCCCUUAAACCCUUCCGAAGAGAGGCCAAGGCCCUCCCUGAUGACGCCCGCGCGAGCUCUCGCCGCGGCGCCGAGUAUGACUUCCACGAAUGUUUCCAUGUGCAGCCGCCUGGCCGCGGCGAUGGCGGGGACGGACGUGCUGAACGCGAUCCCCGGCCCCGACGGGCAUGGCGGGAUUCCAACGGGAAAACCCACCACCUCCUCCGGGGGAGGCGCGCGUUCCACCGGCGCCUUUCUCACGCCGCUUCUUCCGGAAGUCUUUUCAAAUCCGGCGGAGCAGCGCCGCGCCCGCCCCAGCACCGUCUCGACCCUUUGUUAUUAUCUCGCGUUACAGACGAUGGAGUGGAUGACGGGGUUGCUCUGCGGGGCGUGUAUGUUCCCGCAUUGUCGAUCCGUGAUUCCCUACUCGCCGGCGGAGCGGGUGGAUCUCGCGUUGCUCACCCACCCCCGCUGUGUGUUUGUCUUCUUCUUCGCGGAGUACGUCACGGAGUCGAGCUCGUCGUAUGAUGUGAUCAUUCGCCCGGCGAAUCACGUUCAUUUCAUGCAUCGCUACGCGCAAGUUACCACGUUGAAGGAGUAUUGCGACAAAAAACUCCUCACCAGAGUGGCGAAAAAAGCCGCCAAGCAGGUCGCCACCGGAACCGAUGGUUCGCUCACCAGCACCCUCGAUCGAACCACCAAAACGGUUCCCCUGAACUUAACGACGGAGCUCCUUUCGGGGGAGAUCCCAUCGAGGAUGGAAAGCAUGGGGUGCACGAACAAAAAAAGUAGUGCGGCGUGUGAAAGCAUCAUCGGAGGGAACGCGUCGGGGGUGAGCCCUGCGAUCUUGGAGCGCGUCCUUGAGGAUGAAACUCGGACGCAACUCGAGUAUCUCUAUGAUGAGCUCUGGCGACCGGUCCAAUCCUCCUUCCACCGCACGAAUCUGAAGCUUUCGGAUGCGGAAUGCUUGAUUAUCGUCGCGGAUCCUUCCCUUUGGCGGGUUCCGUUUCACGCGUUGUUGCCGAAUCCGGAGAAUCUCUUUCCCGGAGAAAGCAGCGAGCCGCUCGGGCAGCAGGUGACCCUCGUCGUCACCCCUUCCGUCGCGCAUCUCGUGCAGUACGGCGUCUCCCGGCGGGAGCAGAUCGCCCCGUCUUCCUCCUCCGCCUCCACCCUCAACCCCCCUCAUAAACGGCAAAAAAUCAUCUUUCUACCCGAAGAAGAGGCUCGCGCGAAUAAUCGAAAUCCCCAUCUGCUGGAGCCCGAGCAGCCGCCAUCCGGGGCGGCCUCUUCGCCUUCCGGGGGGGAGAUUCCUCCCCCUUUAGGGGAUCAGCGACCCUCCCUCACGGCGGAAUCCCUCGCGGAGGGUGAAGGCGAGGAUCCGUUCGCGCCCCUUCGUUCCGAAUGGGCGAUCCACGCGGGGUGCACGCGCAAGGAGCUCCUCCACGCCUUCGCCGAUUCCGAUAAUCGCGUGAUUAUGGCGUUGAACACCCCUGUGGAUGAUCGGCUGAAGGUGGCGGAUGGGGUGAUUGGGCUUCGCGAUUUAGCCUCGGCCCGGGCGCGGGAAGCCGGGGAGGGCGAAAAAGACAGCAAAGGAGGCGGCGGCGCCGCAGCUGGAGGGGGAGGGGGAGGAGGGUGUGCCGCGCACGGAUUGCAGCACCUUCGACUUCUCGUCAUGACGGUGGAUCGCGGGGUAUCCGCGAGCGUGACGGAGCCCGCCGGGGCGCUUAGCCUGUGCUUGAAACUUCGCUGCCCGCGUGCGUUGUUGCUGGAUGUGAUCACGGGAACGGCGAUAAACGCGAUGCAUAAGGAGUUUCUCGUGCUGUAUCUCUCGCAUUUGGAGGUGGUGGAGCGGUGGGAGAUGAAAUUCCCUUACGCGCUCGCCCUCCGCAUGACGUUAGGGAAGGUGAUUGAGCGGGGGUGGCCGGUGACGGUGUGGGGGGCGUUUACCCUCAUCGGCGCCCCUUAA